ACCCGGUGGAAACCGAGCAGAAACACAGGCGGGCUACCCUACCUCCUCACACCCGUUCGCCUUGCAUUUCAGGGAGCGCGAUAUGGUUAGGGCUCAGAGCUGGCGGCUGACAAUUGCACUCAGUUAGGUCUGCCUACUCUGUGCAGCUUUCCAGACAGCCUACCUGUUUUAAGUGGCUAACUCGUUCUCUACCACAUCCCCUGAAACUGAACCAAGCUGUGAAUCGCCUCAGGGGAGACGCCAAGAAGGAUAAUUGUAUUGCGUUGGGGACUCACUAUGCCCUCGUCUAGACCAGGGGCAACUCCGGAAUACUGGAUAGAUGACUCGAAGAAGGAGACGCUGGCAGACUACUAUGAGCUGGAGUCCGAAUUGGGACGGGGAGCAACAUCGGUGGUGUACAGAUGCCGACAGAAAGGAACUCAGAAGCCCUACGCCCUCAAACUGUUGAAGAAGACAGUGGACAAGAAGAUUGUACGGACAGAGAUUGGCGUUCUACUGCGACUAUCUCACCCAAACAUUAUCAAGCUGAAAGAGAUCUUUGAGACCCCAGCAGAGAUCAGUUUGGUUCUUGAACUCGUCACCGGUGGGGAGCUGUUCGACAGGGUGGUGGAAAAGGGUUACUAUAGUGAACGUGAUGCAGCGGACGCAGUCAAGCAGGUCUUGGAGGCCGUAGGGUACCUCCAUGAGAACGGAGUGGUUCACCGAGACCUGAAACCCGAGAACCUCUUAUACGCCACUUCUGCCCCAGAUGCCCCUCUCAAGAUAGCUGAUUUUGGCCUAUCAAAAAUUGUGGAUGAUCAGGUCACGAUGAAGACUGUAUGUGGGACGCCGGGGUAUUGUGCUCCAGAGAUACUGCGGGGCUGUGCGUAUGGGCCUGAAGUUGACAUGUGGUCUGUGGGAGUCAUCACAUACAUCUUGCUCUGUGGCUUUGAGCCGUUCUUUGACGACAGAGGCGACCAGUACAUGUUCAAGCGCAUUCUCAACUGUGAAUAUGAGUUUGUCUCCCCCUGGUGGGACAAUGUGUCACUCAACGCCAAGGACCUUGUGAAGAAGCUGAUUGUCCAGGAUCCAAAGAAGCGCCUUACUACACUGCAGGCACUGCAGCACCCCUGGGUGACCGGGAAAGCGGUUAACUUCGCCCAUAUGGACACGGCUCAGAAGAAGCUCCAGGAGUUCAACGCACGCCGAAAGCUCAAGGCGGCCGUCAAAGCUGUGGUGGCGUCCUCUCGGCUGGGCAGCGCUGGCAGCCACAGCAACCAAGACAGCAGCAAGAACAACUGCAAUCACUCGUCCAGUCAGGAGGGGGUGGAAAAGAACGACACACAGAAGAAUGAGACCCCGCUUCAGGAAGAGGGCUCAUAAGCCCACACACAGAACCCUGUUCCCUUUCUACCACAAAUUUAACAUCGAAAAGUCAUCAUCCCCCUCCAGUUCAGUCGAGGCUGAGAGCAAAGCGUUGCUGACCCGACAGAAGACUUCUCUACCCCCACCCCCCCUCCCCCAACAAAGUUGGAAAAGAUUGAAGUCUUCGCUUGGUGUCAAUGCAUGUGACUGUUCCAUGUAUUCAAAUAGUAUGUGUUAUUGGGCACAUGGCCAUAACCUAACAACAAGUAUUUCACUUACAAAAGAGAUUCUCUUUCUCUCUCUCUUUUUGUUUGUUACCUCGGCCAAGGAGGUUAUGUUUUCACUACCAUUUGUUGGUUUGCCUGUCUGUUAGCAGGAUUACGCAAAAACUAACUGGCCGAUUUUCAUGAAACUCGAUGGAGGGGUAUAGCAUGGGCCAAUGAAGAACCCAUAACAUUUUGGGGCAGAUCAGGGGCCGGAUCCAGGAAUUUCUUUUUUUACUUUCUUUAACAUUGCGAGAUAGGGCAUUUGGUCUUGGCGGAGGUCUGCACUCUCUGAGCGCCCUUCUAGUAUGUCUAUUAUUUUUGUGAAUAUCCAUGUCAUAGCCCAAAGUGGGCAGCUUAAAGCAGUGGUGAAUGUUAUGCAGCCUAAAGGUACAAUGUGAGACCUACAUGUGAGUUUAUAAAGGUUCACACCAUCCUUUGGCUACCCAACAGUCAGAGGCUAAAGUGCUUUUAAGCACCCUUUUUCCUCAGUUGGCUAUCCAACAGUCAGAGGCUAAAGUGCUUUUAAGCACACACACACACGCACACACACACGCACGCACACACACACACACACACACACACACACACACACACACACACACACACACACACACUCUUUUUCCUCAGUUGGAUUGUUGAUUAGUAUUUUGCUGCUUUGGUAAGAAAAAAAGUGUUUUUUUAAAUUUACAGAACUUAAUUAGAUUUAUAUGCCAUACUCAUUGUUUUAAGAUUCAAAUAUUACAAUUUCCAAGUGAUUGUUAAAUAUUACCUUUACUGUAAUGUCAAAUGAGAAUGCCUUAUCUUAUAUUAACUAGUUUUUACACAUUAGUCAUAGUGACAAGUAUUUCUUAACUUAUGUAGGUUUUGGAAAACCACGCUGGAAGAAAAACUGUUUUCGUAUGGGGUAGGAGAAGCAGAGCUUUAGGAAGAAGGUCUGGGUCUUCUCUUUAUGUCAAAUACAAAUGUAUUUAUUUUCUGAUUCUGUAGUCUUGCAAGGGAGUGCAUACUGUAAUUAUUCAAUAUGGUGAUUUAAACAAUCCAAGUCAGUGCCAAAAAGGUAAAAAAAAAAUGAAAAAAAAAUGACAUCCAACUCUAAAGUUGCCUAAUUGGUUUUGCUCCAUCUCUGCCAUAUGGAUUGUCGCUGCAAUCAGUCAAAUAUUUAGUUCUGUUGAUUUCCAGGACUGUGGUGUGUGUGGACUGUGUAUCCAAAGAAUCCUGUGUAUCAAAGAAAGAAAAUGCCACCUGCAAUGUUUUUACCUUUUGAAAUGUACUCAUAGCAUGCUUUAACUUUAACAGUAUCAGGGAAUGUUGUUGAUGAAAAAUAUAGUUGAUAAAAGACACCCAAGGAAUGUGUUGUAUGACAAGGGUUCUUGUUUUGCAUGUAGGAAUGCUGAACUUAAGUGCUGCAAUUGUUUAAAAAUGACAUGUAAUCUAUGUUUUAUGAUAUGAUCUUAGGACUUAAGACCUGAGUCAUGUUGACACUGUUGUGUCACAAUUUGUUAAAACUGCUUGUUUCUAUGUCAGAUGACUUGUUGAAAAGAAUCUGUAAAAUCGUUAAAUAAGUCAGAGAAAUAAAUCAUAUAAAAUUACAUAGA
Clupea harengus (Atlantic herring) is the source of this 3205-nucleotide messenger RNA. It is a transcript of the gene camk4, whose product is annotated as calcium/calmodulin dependent protein kinase IV. The record is from RefSeq and is a predicted model, not a curated record. Gene Ontology annotation, molecular function: ATP binding; protein kinase activity. NCBI's taxonomy places the organism in Eukaryota, Metazoa, Chordata, Actinopteri, Clupeiformes, Clupeidae. Gene Ontology annotation, biological process: protein phosphorylation.